AUGUGUAAAAGUGGAAUUCGUAAAAGAGAACUUUCGGAAUCAGACACACAUCGAGAACGAAUGGCUCGUUUAGAAAAAUUGCGUCGUUUACGUGAACAAGAAGGUCUUGAACCGGGAAGAGGCGAAGAUUUGUUAACAAAGGUAUUACAGUAUAAAUAUGCAACGCCUGAGCCUCAAAAUGUAAAAAGUUUGGAUGCCCAAAACAUUCGAGAAAUGCUGCGUAAGAAAUUCAGGGAAAGUGAUGAUGGAGAUAAUAGGCAAAACUACAAGACUGAUAUUCAAGGUUGUAAGGCUUAUCAUCAAGAUGAUAAACCCAAUCAUCAAAUUGAUAAGAUCAGUAGCAGAGCAAAACAUCAUCAUAAUGGUAACAAUCUUAGUAAGCGCAGUCAUAACGAUCGAGCUUUGCCAGUUCAUGCAAGUCUUAACACUUUUAAUAAUAUAGUCUCUAGUAAUAAUUAA
Thelazia callipaeda (thelaziosis nematode) is the source of this 459-nucleotide messenger RNA. Lineage: Eukaryota; Metazoa; Nematoda; Chromadorea; Rhabditida; Thelaziidae. The record is from the annotation of a GenBank genome assembly.